GGGAUUCAUGAUUUUGGUCUAUAUCGCCUGCACCUUGAGCCGGGCCAUUGCGUGCUACUGACGUGACUCGAUCGGGUCCUAGAUCGGAGUCUAAUUGUCUGUGGAAACUGGAAGUUUCCCCUCAUCUCCGCGGGGUUUUUGUAUGGACUGAUUUUCCCGUCGUCUCACCCCACCACCUUUGUGCCGCGACUCAACGGUCAGGUCUCUCCCUCCGAGAAUCCACGCGCCUUCCUGCCGAUAGUCCUGAUCAGCGACAGAAUGGGCUUGCUCGCGCUUGGAACGGCCCUGGAUUGGCCGGAGGCCAAGAAAAGAGCAGACCAGGUUCGCAAAUGGGGUAUUGAGCAAUUACUUGCGAACUGGCAUAGAGCCAAGGGCAAGGAGCGCAAUGCUCUGCUUUGGGGCGAUGAGGUUGAGUACCUUGUUGUAGCUGUCGAUGACGAAGCGAAGAAGGCCCGCCUCUCACUCGCACAGGCGGAGAUUCUUAAGUCACUUGCGGAAGACGAAGCAUCAUGGAAGCAAGGAACUCGACCUCAGUCCCCGAACGAUGAACAUGACGGGGAAGAGCCACCACACUUCCAUCCGGAAUUUGGCCGCUUCAUGCUUGAAGCAACACCGGGUAAGCCCUGGGGAAUCGAUUUCAAGGACCUGCUGAAGGUCGAGUCAAACAUGAAAUGGAGACGCGAGGUUGCCAAAGCCCACAUGGCACCGAAUGAACAUCCCAUCACCCUUACGACAUUUCCUCGCCUGGGUACCAAGGAUGACUAUAUCCAGCCCUAUUUUCCGCCGUCUGGUCCUGCGCUUCGGUCCCAGUUUGUGCCCGACGAGAUCGCCAAUCCGCACAUCAGGUUCCCAACCCUGGCUGCUAACAUCCGGUCAAGGAGAGGUCGCAAGGUUGAGCUGAACGUCCCGGUAUAUAAAGACACGAAUACGCCCGAACCAUUUAAAGACCCAACUGUGAAUUAUGAUCUUCAUAUCUGGCCUGAGGAUGACGACGUUAGAAACGGAGCAGCCAAGGACGAUCAUGUGUACAUGGAUGCCAUGGCCUUUGGUAUGGGCAGUUGCUGUCUGCAAAUCACUUUCCAGGCCAAGAAUAUGACCGAAGGGAGGAAGUUAUACGACCAGUUGAGUCCACUGGGGCCUAUUUUGCUGGCCUUGACCGCUGCUACGCCAAUUUACAAGGGCUUCCUUGUUGACACGGAUGUACGCUGGAAUCAGAUCAGUGGGGCUGUUGAUGACCGUACUCGUGAAGAGCUUGGCGAACUUCCCUUGAAAAAUGACAGAUGGAGGAUCCCUAAAUCCCGAUAUGCCUCAAACUCGACCUAUAUUUCACAAGACCCCCGGUUGCGAAAGGAAUAUUUGGACCCUGACUUGAUCAUUGACGAGGAUAUCAAGAAGCGUUUGAUGGAGGACGGAAUGGAUGAUCUUCUAGCCACACAUUUUGCACAUCUCUUCAUCCGUGAUCCUUUGGUCAUCUUCUCGGAAGAUCUUGAAGAACUCGACUUGGACAAAGCGGAUCACUUCGAGAAUUUGCAGUCCACAAACUGGCAGCAUAUGCGGUUCAAACCCCCACCACCUGACAAGGAUGACAUUGGUUGGCGGGUCGAGUUUCGUUCCAUGGAGAUCCAGAUGACCGACUUUGAGAACGCUGCGUUCAGCAUUUUCAUUGUACUUGUGACCCGCGCGAUCUUGACUUACGAUCUAAACUUCUAUAUCCCGAUUCAGCGCACGACAGAGAACAUGGAGACCGCACAUGCACGCAAUGCGGUUCACGACCGGAAAUUCUACUUCCGCAAGGACCCAUUCUCCCCUCGCCGCCCAAAUUCUCAUUCAUCCAGUGGAAGCAACGUCUCUUCCACCACGUCGUCCGCUGCCAACUCCCCGCCCCCAUCGCCAUCCCUUACCCCAGUGGAGUCCGAGUACGAACUCAUGACUAUAUCUGAUAUCAUCAACGGUUCUUCCGACGGCUCUUUCCCUGGAUUGAUCCCACUUGUCGAAUCAUACCUGAACAGUGUCAAUGUGGAUGUUGAGACUCGCUGCUCAUUGGCCAGCUACCUUGACUUGAUACGCAAACGUGCGAACGGAACUCUCUGGACGGGCGCCAAGUGGAUCCGCGAGUUCGUUGCGUCGCACCCGGACUACAAGCAAGACAGUGUCGUUUCGGAGCGGAUUUGCUAUGACCUUGUCAAGGCCGUAGACGAGAUGAGCGUGCAUGAGGGGAGGAACGGUACCGUUGGGUGGGAACUUCUCAAGGGUAAAAAUACUUGAACAGAAGUUGUAAAUAAAUUCGCAUAUAGAUGUAGAUAGCUUGUCUAUUUUCCACUGUCACUUAUAGUUGAGUACUACAUAUACUGUCAGUCGUGUUGCAUAAUAUUACAGGAGACUUGGUUUGCCC
Messenger RNA from Aspergillus aculeatus ATCC 16872, 2392 nucleotides. Its product is annotated as glutamate--cysteine ligase. The transcript has 7 exons. Gene Ontology annotation, biological process: glutathione biosynthetic process. Bases 259 to 2265 code for a protein of 668 amino acids. Gene Ontology annotation, molecular function: glutamate-cysteine ligase activity. NCBI's taxonomy places the organism in Eukaryota, Fungi, Ascomycota, Eurotiomycetes, Eurotiales, Aspergillaceae. Gene Ontology annotation, cellular component: glutamate-cysteine ligase complex. The record is from RefSeq and is a predicted model, not a curated record.